Molecule: messenger RNA, 991 nt
Organism: Ilyonectria robusta
Lineage: Eukaryota; Fungi; Ascomycota; Sordariomycetes; Hypocreales; Nectriaceae
Exons: 2
Coding region: 43-930 (295 amino acids)
Source: RefSeq, a predicted model, not a curated record
AUCAAAAGCGCCAGGUUCCCACGUGCAAAAUCGCGACUCAUCAUGUCGCAGCCGCAGAAACCACCAGAAGCCAACAUGUCCAAGCUGUCCUCUUCGCUCAAGGCCCUCGUCAACGCGCCGUUUUCGCGCCCGGGGCCGCUGCCGGCGCCCGGCCAGGUGCAGGACCUCUUCCAGUCGAUUGCGCGGGACGCUUCGAAGCGGAACCUCGGCGUCAACUCUUGGCUUGCCAUUUCUACCGCGACCACCUUUACCCUCAAUUCUCCCGACUCGCUCCCCGUGCUCCACCGCGUUGCCUCGGCCGAGCAGAAUGGCGCGGGGGUCAAAACAGCCGAAUACAUGCGGGAAGUCGGCCUCAAGUGCAUCAGCUUCAACGGGAUCCCUCGAUCAAUCAACUGCCUCAACGCCUUCUACGCAUCGCUCCCCAAAGACAUCACGUCGCAGCUCUGCACCGCGCCCAGCCGCACGCCGACAACGCAGACUCUGGACGCUGGCCUCGCGCGGGGCCGAGGUCUGUGGGACUCCGUAUACCGACCCUUCGAGGACAAGCUCUACGAGAAGCUUGCCCUCUCGCACCCGGAUCUCCCGGCGUAUAUCCUGAGCCAUCACUACGCGGGCCUGCUCAGCGAUCCUCCCGCAGAGGAGCGAGCCGACCUGGCGAGUGUCGGACGAGUCCACACCUCGCUGGUGGCCAUUUCGUGCUUGAGGGCUCAGACGGGCGUUGGGCCGCAGGUGCUCUCGCAUGUCUUCGGCCUGAGGAAAGCCAUCGAGGAUGAGUCGUUCCGCGCGGACCGAGAUGGCGAGAGCGAGGAGAAUGUCAAGUGGUUGGCUAGUGACCAAGGCAGCGAGUGGAUUUUAAACACGAUCGAUAAGAUCAUCGAGGUAAUGGGUGGCUCGACCUUUGCCCCGGCUGGACGGGAGGCAAAGCUGUAGUGUAGUAUAGCAUACCUGGCAUUCAAGCAUUGUGAGAAUUAGCGAAAUACUUCCAUUUAUC